Messenger RNA from Emiliania huxleyi CCMP1516, 2122 nucleotides. It is a transcript of the gene EIF2, whose product is annotated as translation initiation factor IF-2. The record is from RefSeq and is a predicted model, not a curated record. The transcript has 11 exons. NCBI's taxonomy places the organism in Eukaryota, Haptophyta, Isochrysidales, Noelaerhabdaceae. Bases 36 to 1739 code for a protein of 567 amino acids. Gene Ontology annotation, molecular function: GTP binding; GTPase activity.
CGGUGAGCGAGCUGGCGGGGAAGCUGCAGGUGGGGAUGGCGGAGGUGGUCAAGGUGCUCAUGAAGCGCGGCGUCCUCGCCUCGGCGACUCAGUCCCUCGACGCAGACACCGCAGAGGCGGUCGCGCUGGCGUUUGGCGCAGACGUGUCGCGAGCGGGCGACGGCGCCGAGGAGGGCGAGGAGGGGGAGGCGGGCUCGUGGGGCGUGGUCGAGGAAGAGGACCCGCCCGAGUCGCUCGUCCGCCGUCCGCCCGUCGUCACUGUCAUGGGGCACGUCGACCACGGAAAGACUUCGCUGCUCGACGCGCUGCGCACGACCGACGUCGCCGCGGGCGAGGCGGGGGGCAUCACGCAGGCGAUCGGCGCGUCGCGGGUGAGCGUCGAGGGCGGCGGCACGCUCACCUUCAUUGACACGCCCGGCCACGCCGCCUUUGCGGAGAUGCGCGCGCGCGGCGCCAACGUCACCGAUAUCGUCAUCCUCGUCGUUGCGGGCGACGACGGCGUCAAGGAGCAGACGGUGUCGUCGAUCAAGGCGGCAAAGGCGGCGGGCGUGCCGAUCGUCGUGGCGGUCAACAAGAUGGACAAGCCGGCGGCGGACGCGUCGCAGGUCAAGACGCAGCUGCUGGAGCACGAGGUUGUCCUCGAGGAGUUUGGCGGCGACGUGUUGUCCGCCGAGGUGUCUGCCGUCGCGCGCACCGGCCUGGACAAGCUGCUCGAGCAGGUGCAGCUGCAGGCGGAGCUCCUUGACCUCAAAGCCAACCCGGACCGCGCCGCCGCCGGCGUGGUUGUCGAGGCGCGGCAGCAGCUCGGCCAGGGCGCCGUCGCAACCGCGCUCGUGCAGAAGGGCACGCUGCGGGUGGGCGACAUCGUCGUGGCCGGCGCGCAGUGGGGCCGAGUGCGGAGGCUGCAGGACGAGCGCAACGAGGAGGCGCGCCAGAUAGCCGAGGUGCGCCAGCAGCUGCAGCGCGACGCGCGGGCGUCGAAGCUCUUCGCGUCGCGCUCGACCGCCGACCGCGACGCGUUCCUGUCGGGCCCCUCCUCGGAGCUGCCCACCAAGACGCUCGACUUCGUGGUCAAGAGCGACGUGCAGGGGUCUGCGGAGGCGCUUUGCUCGUCGCUCGAGUCGAUUGAGGUGUCGGACGACCUGCUGCGCGUGCGGACGCGCGUGCUGCGCUCGGGCGCGGGCGCCAUCACCGCGGAGGACGUCAUGCUCGCGUCCGUCUCGAACGCGGUCGUGCUCGGCUUCAACUCGGCGGCGGAGCAGUGCAACGUCGAGAUCAAGGAGUACUCGAUCGUGUACGACCUGCUCGACGACGUGCGCGCGCUCAUGUGCACCCACAUCCGACCGCCGCCGAACAAGGCGCUCGGCUCGCUCACGGGCACGGCGGACGUGCUGCAAACCUUCAAGAUUGGCGCCGUCGGGAAAGUGGCCGGCUGCAAGGGUGUGCUGCCCGACCACACCGACGACGUGCCGCGCGCCAAGCGCCGCACGUACUGCAAGGACGACAAAGUGGCGGCGGUGCUCGACGGCACCGUGCGCGCGGGCAGCAACAUCCGCAUCCUCCGCGGCAACGCGGUCGUGUACGAGGGCAAGCUGCUCGCGCUGCGCUACAUCAAAGACGAGGUCGAGCAGAUCGACGCCGGCUCCGAGUGCGGCAUGGCCUUCGAGGGCUUCCAGACGAUGCAGGCCGACGACCGAGUCGAGGCUUACGACCCGAGCGGCGCCGCCGGCGACGACUGAGGCCAGGGGCUCGCCCACCCUCGGGGGUAGGGGAUCCCCGGCCCACCCCGGUCCGAAACCCACAGCGAGCCGGGCUGCAUGCAUGGAGGGGGGGGGGGGGGGGGAGCCUUACGGCGCUGGGGCUCGGGACUAGCUGCACGCCGCCCGGAGAGGAGCUCUGGCCUCUGCCGCCCGCCCUCGCGCCCGUGAUCGCUCGCGCACUCGAGCGACACCCUCUGCCCUCGCUGCUCCUGGUCACCUGGUGCCUGGCGCGAGGCGCCCGCGAGAGGAAAGAGCUCUGUUCGUAUAUGCGUGUACAUCCAACGCUGUCUCGAGUCGUGACACCGAGCGCAGAUCUCGCAAUGUCGUCUAGAUGAUCCCGAACUGGAAUCUGAUUCUGAAAA